This is a messenger RNA of Hypoxylon trugodes, 1550 nucleotides long. RefSeq lists its product as uncharacterized. The coding region runs from base 141 to 1031 and encodes 296 amino acids. Gene Ontology annotation, biological process: vesicle-mediated transport. NCBI's taxonomy places the organism in Eukaryota, Fungi, Ascomycota, Sordariomycetes, Xylariales, Hypoxylaceae. The record is from RefSeq and is a predicted model, not a curated record. The transcript has 3 exons. Gene Ontology annotation, molecular function: protein-macromolecule adaptor activity.
UGAUAAUGAAGCUGGAAAAAACAUCAAAUUAUUUACAGGGCCAUCCAUUGAUCUGUUUAUUAUCACACACCUUCUACCUUCCCUACCUCAUCAAUCAGGCAUAAUAAAAUUUAAUCAGGUCACCUGGUGUCAUCUAGGACAUGGAUAUAUCCAAUCCUCGCCGGAUAUUGGCCGUAUCCUUGGCAGAUUCAGUCCAGCACCUAACCAGGGUAAUUAAAGAUCUCACCGGAAGUUUUCCCGAACAGGAAUCAACUUCACUAGCUGGCUCAUCACAUAACCUCACCCUCAAGACUGCAUACUACACAGCCGAAGUACCUAUAUGGCUGGAUCUUAUCUCAUCCCCAGACGAGUGGGCGGGCUCUUUUCUAUCCCCCGAAGCCAAAGAAGUCCUUGAGGCUCUCGGCGGUUUCAUUCUCGUCUUCUCAUUACCUGUCAAGUCACAAUCAGAUGAAGGCAAAGCUACGCGCGACUUCAUAGAGAAAGUCGGUAAAGUCGUUCAAGAUGGACUUGGGGGUUGGAGCUGGGACGGAGUGGGAUUGUGCUUGGGCAUAGGAGAGACCGACGAUUUUGAUGAGUGGGAAGACUUCUGUAGUGCACGGUCUUUAGAAUACAUACAAGUGAGAAGUCAAUCUACACCAACACGGAAUGAAUUUGGAGAAAAGACUGGCAUACCCCGCGCACUCGAGGCAUUGGAAGCAAAUGACUGGUCUCAAGCAGCAGCCGCUCGCGAAUCCGACUUAGAAGACUUCGAGGCUGAGUUAGGUAUCGAAAAGGAUACUGAUGGCAAAGAAAAAGACGACCCCGGCUUGGAGCCCCUAGUGGAUUCUACACUUUAUGAUUUCCUUGUGACGAAAGACGAUGGAAAUGCUGGCGGUGAUGAUUCAGAGGAAUUGAAUGAUGAGGCGAUACAGAAAUUAGAAGGCAUGAUAACCAAGCUUCAGGUUGUUCGCGAUUCGAACGCUGGUUUGCCUGAAGACCAGCGCAGACGUGCCGCUGCGAAAGCGGUGGCUGAGGUUAUGAAGGAGAUUUGAUGAAAAGCUACAAGAGGCUCUUAGAGACGUGCACGAUCUAUACCUACCUGGGUAUUUGUUCGGAACCGAAUAAGAAUAUAAUACUUGACUGUAUGUAAUGAUGAUUCAUUUCUAUACGCCGUGGUAUCUUCAGGGUUUAUGUUAGUAAGAUCCCGCGAGGCUCGGUACUCGGUCAUGCUUGCUGUUACUUACGAUUAAAAAUAGAGACGACGACCCAGGUACCUAUGUUUGCUAAUGUAACGAAAGUCGUUCGGUUAACAGUUUUUGCUAAUUAUAUCAGAGUACUAUGAUUCAUCGUCUGGGUUUGCCCUAUUGUAUCCACUGGCCGUUUCAUGCCCAUGGCGCCGGCACAUAAGAAGCAAUAUAGCUAUUGCCGCGCCACACCGGUAGUGUUAGACCCAACUCCGUCUCCCUUGCUUUAGAUAGGCGGUUAGAUCCAUAGAAAAAAAGCUUUCAAUUCAAGUCAACUUUGGAAUAUUAUUUGCUUUAUUCAUCUUUCUAAAGGCUGGGCGGUUACGA